This is a messenger RNA of Camellia sinensis, 2790 nucleotides long. RefSeq names its product anoctamin-like protein. Lineage: Eukaryota; Viridiplantae; Streptophyta; Magnoliopsida; Ericales; Theaceae. Gene Ontology annotation, molecular function: chloride channel activity. The record is from RefSeq and is a predicted model, not a curated record. Gene Ontology annotation, biological process: chloride transmembrane transport.
UUGUCCCAAGUGUUUUAAUGGGGGGAACCAAAGAAUGGAACAAGAAGCAUGUAUUCCUUUACACAUCUCUCAAUUCUGGAAAAACCCAAAACCCCUUUCUCUGUAACAAAAACAUAUCUCUCUUCAUCAUCACCAUCAGACCACCACCAUCACCUGCAAGCAAUUUGCAAUUGCAGAUGUGGAUAGAGAAGAUCAGGAGCGAUCAACACCAUUAGAUUUGUCAUAGAAACCAAUGACAUGCAUUGGCAUUCGUGCCUCGCCAGUCACUCGAACACAACAAACACAAACCACCGUUUCUCUCUCCCAGUGGCAACGGUCACGGGACCAGGUGUCCACUUCUUUGGACACCCCCUUACGUGUCAAUCCCAAAAGUAACUCCCCCCCUUUUUCCCGAGCUCACAGACACCUGUUCUCUCUGUCUCUCUGUCUCUCGACCCUGUGUUACCAUAUUAGCGUUAUUUUCCUGAUUGAAAAGCUUAAAUUUGAUUUUUGGCUGAGGACCCAAAUCGCCAAUUGAGCAAAAACAAACUUUUUUUUUGGGUUCAUUGUAGCUUAAACAGAGAGACCCAAAUCAGUAUUUUAUCAAGAACUUACCUUUGAGGUCGAGUUAGGGUUCUAUCGAUUCUAGAAAGAGAUACCCAUUUGGUUUUUUGGAAUCUUUGAAGGUUUUCUUGGUUUGGGUUUUUGGGUUUUGGGGCGUUUGGUUGGGUGGGUUUGGAAAUGAAUGGGGAUGGGGAAGAAGAACAAACUGCUUUUGAGAUAGCGGUGGUGGUUCCAAGGAGGGCUGGGAAGCAAGGGGAUGAGAGUUAUGAUUGCGUUGAGUUUCUUGUUGAUGUGUUCAGGAAGGCUGGGUUGAUUGUUGACAGAGUUAUUGGUUUUCAGGAAGAAUUUAUCAAGCUGGCAGCACCUCUGGAAACUCUUGGGAGAGCUGCAGCUGAGUUGCAAUUAAAGAAAAGAACUCAUUUUGGAAUGGAUCUACCGUUUGAGUGGGGUGAGGCAGAAGCUUUUGUCAGACAACCUGAUGGUUCAUUGUUCAGUUGGUGCGAGCGUUAUCAUUGCUACCAUCACAUUAUAUAUGGAGUGGUGAACAAGAGCAAGUCGGUUAUAACUUUAAAAUCUGAUGGCAAAGAGUUCCACUGGAAGUCGGGAGAAUCUCUUGUUCGGAAGUUGGAGUUGGAGGGCAUUGUCAAAGAAGUCUUUCCUUUGCAUGAUGAAAUAAAGAGGAAGUGGCUUUUGAGAAAUUGGGCAUUGAACUGGUGGGACGUCACACGACAGCCUCUGGAUGAGAUCUAUUCAUAUUUUGGGACAAAGAUUGCAAUAUAUUUUGCCUUCCUGGGAAUGUAUACGCGGUGGAUAUUUUUUCCAGCUAUUUUUGGGGUUACCCUGCAGUUGGUUGACUUUGGAUCAUGGCAGUUAUUAGUGCUCCCUGUUUUCUUCAUAAGCAUUAUAUCAUGGGCUGUAUUGUUUUUCCAAUUCUGGAAGCGUAAAAACUCUGCCCUCCUAGCUAGGUGGCAAAUUAGUUGUCCGUUUGGAGAAGACCCUGGGUAUAACUUUUUGGAAAUGGAGUGGAGUUCCUUCCAGUCUCCUGUGGAACUCAUAAAGAAAUGGGGCAACGAUAAAACAAAAGAGAAGGAGCUAUUUCAAAGGAAGGAAUGGUUCGGAUGUCUGAUGAGAUUCAGAAAUGAUGCCAUCAUUAUCUUGAGUAUCAUAUGCCUUCAGCUUCCAUUUGAAUUGGCUUAUGCUCAUCUCUACGAGGUUAUUGGGUCCGAUCUUAUGAAGUUUGGGCUGACCGUGGUCUAUCUUUUUGCGAUACAGUAUUUUAACAAAAUUGGGGGCAAGAUAUCAGUCAGACUCAUUAAAUAUGAAAACAAUGAAAGCACAGAAUAUAAGGCUGACAGCUUGAUUUACAAGGUGUUUGGCCUCUAUUUCAUGCAGUCAUAUAUUGGAAUUUUUUACCAUGUGCUUCUUCACCGCAAUUUUGCUACUCUUCGCCAAGUUUUGAUUCAACGUCUAAUUGUGUCCGAGGUGCUCGAAAAUCUGAUGGAAAAUUCUUUACCCUAUAUGAAAUACAGCUACAAAAAGUACAGAGCUAUUCGAAAGAAGAGAAAACGCGAGAAAGGUUUGUCAACAGGGAAGACCCAGUUCAUUUAUAGGGUAGAGAAAGAGUAUCUUAAACCUACUUAUUCUGCAAGUGUUGGCGCGGAACUUGAAGAUGGGCUCUUUGAUGACUUUCUGGAGUUGGCAUUGCAGUUUGGCAUGAUUAUGAUGUUUGCUUGUGCAUUCCCGCCAGCCUUUGUCUUUGCUGCAUUGAACAACAUCACGGAAAUCAGAACUGAUGCGCUAAAGCUGCUUGUCAUGUUCAAAAGGCCCAUUCCCCGUGCUGCAGCAACAAUUGGAGCUUGGCUGAAUAUAUUUCAGUUUCUGAUGGUGAUGUCAAUAUGCACCAACUGUGCGCUUCUAGUAUGCUUAUAUGAUCAGGAAGGGAAAUGGAAAAUUGAACCGGGACUUGCAGCGAUCCUCAUUAUCGAACACGUGCUCUUGUUAAUUAAAUUUGUGUUCUCUCGCCUUGUUCCUGAGGAACCUGCUUGGGUAAGAGCCAACCGGAUGAAGAACGCAACGCAAGCACAGGACAUGUGUUCGAAGCAGCUUUUGAGGACGAUUUCCGGGAAUGAAAAGACAUCUUCUUUAUUAGAAAAGAUCGAUUGACAUGAAAACCCAUCCGGUAGAUUCGAAGAAAUAAGAUUUCCUUUUCAACUUUCUUCUGUCUUCAGCCUUCAGUGAUGGGUCUAU